AGAUGCUGCUGGUCACCUCCAACCCCUACGACUACGGCUACGUGUCCCAGGGCGAGGUGACCGUGGCCUCCAUCGACGACGCCGAGGAGCUGCUGGCCACCGACAGCGCCUUCGACGUGCUGGGCUUCACGGCGGAGGAGAAGGCCGGGGUGUACAAGCUGACGGGCGCCAUCAUGCACUUCGGCAACAUGAAGUUCAAGCAGAAGCAGCGGGAGGAGCAGGCGGAGCCCGACGGCACCGAAGACGCCGACAAGUCCGCCUACCUGAUGGGUCUGAACUCGGCCGACCUGCUCAAGGGGCUGUGCCACCCGCGCGUCAAGGUGGGCAACGAGUACGUCACCAAGGGCCAGAGCGUGCAGCAGGUCUACUACUCCAUCGGCGCCCUGGCCAAGGCCGUCUACGAGAAGAUGUUCAACUGGAUGGUGGUGAGGAUCAACAACUCGCUGGACACCAAGCAGCCCCGGCAGUACUUCAUCGGCGUGCUGGACAUCGCCGGCUUCGAGAUCUUCGACUUCAACAGCUUCGAGCAGCUCUGCAUCAACUUCACCAACGAGAAGCUGCAGCAGUUCUUCAACCACCACAUGUUCGUGCUGGAGCAGGAGGAGUACAAGAAGGAGGGCAUCGAGUGGGAGUUCAUCGACUUCGGCAUGGACCUCCAGGCCUGCAUCGACCUCAUCGAGAAGCCCAUGGGGAUCAUGUCCAUCCUGGAGGAGGAGUGCAUGUUCCCCAAGGCCUCGGACAUGACCUUCAAGGCCAAGCUCUACGACAACCACCUGGGCAAGUCAGCCAACUUCGGGAAGCCACGCAACGUCAAGGGCAAGGCCGAGGCCCACUUCUCGCUCACCCACUACGCCGGCACCGUGGACUACAACAUCCUGGGCUGGCUGGAGAAGAACAAGGACCCCCUCAACGAGACGGUGGUGGGGCUCUACCAGAAAUCCGCCCUCAAGCUCUUGGCCAGCCUCUUCUCCAACUAUGCCGGGGCGGACUCCGGUGGUGACGGCGGGAAGGGCAAAGGAGCCAAGAAGAAAGGCUCCUCCUUCCAGACGGUCUCGGCUCUCCACCGGGAGAACCUCAACAAGCUGAUGGCCAACCUCAAGACCACCCACCCCCACUUCGUGCGCUGCCUCGUCCCGAACGAGCGGAAGCAGCCGGGUGUGAUGGACAACGCCCUGGUGAUGCACCAGCUCCGCUGCAACGGGGUCCUGGAGGGGAUCCGCAUCUGCCGCAAGGGCUUCCCCAACCGCAUCCUCUACGGGGACUUCCGCCAGCGGUACCGCAUCCUGAACCCCGCGGCCAUCCCCGAGGGGCAGUUCAUCGACAGCCGCAAGGGCGCCGAGAAGCUCCUGGGCUCCAUCGACAUCGACCACAACCAGUACAAGUUCGGGCACACCAAGGUGUUCUUCAAGGCGGGGCUGCUGGGGCAGCUGGAGGAGAUGCGGGACGAGCGCCUGUCCCGCAUCAUCACGCGCAUCCAGGCGCGGGCGCGGGGGCAGCUCAUGCGCCUCGAGUUCAAGAAGAUCGUGGAGCGCCGGGACGCGCUGCUGGUGAUCCAGUGGAACCUGCGGGCCUUCAUGGGCGUGAAGAACUGGCCCUGGAUGAAGCUCUACUUCAAGAUCAAGCCCCUGCUGAAGAGCGCCGAGACCGAGAAGGAGAUGCAGAACAUGAAGGAGGAGUACGGGCGGCUGAAGGAGGCCCUGGAGAAGUCGGAAUCGCGGCGGAAGGAGCUGGAGGAGAAGAUGGUCUCCAUGCUGCAGGAGAAGAACGACCUUCAGCUCCAAGUGCAGGCUGAGCAGGACAACCUGAACGACGCGGAGGAGCGCUGCGACCAGCUGAUCAAGAACAAGAUCCAGCUGGAGGCCAAGGUGAAGGAGCUGACGGAGCGGCUGGAGGACGAGGAGGAGAUGAACGCCGAGCUGACAGCCAAGAAGAGGAAGCUGGAGGACGAGUGCUCGGAGCUGAAGAAGGACAUCGACGACCUGGAGCUGACCCUGGCCAAGGUGGAGAAGGAGAAGCACGCCACUGAGAACAAGGUCAAGAACCUGACGGAGGAGAUGGCGGGGCUGGACGAGACCAUCGCCAAGCUGGCCAAGGAGAAGAAGGCCCUGCAAGAGUCCCACCAGCAGACCCUGGACGACCUGCAGGCCGAGGAGGACAAAGUCAACACCUUGACCAAGGGCAAAGUCAAGCUGGAACAGCAAGUGGACGAUCUCGAAGGCUCCCUGGAGCAGGAGAAGAAGAUCCGGAUGGACCUGGAACGGGCCAAGAGGAAGCUGGAAGGUGACCUGAAGCUGACCCAGGAGAACAUCAUGGAUCUGGAGAAUGACAAGCAGCAGCUGGAGGAGAAGCUCAAGAAGAAGGAGUUUGAGAUCCACCAGCAGAACAGCAGGAUCGAGGACGAGCAGGCCCUGGCCCUGCAGCUCCAGAAGAAGCUGAAGGAGCUGCAGGCGCGGAUCGAGGAGCUGGAGGAGGAGCUGGAGGCGGAGCGGACGGGCCGGGCCAAGGUGGAGAAGCAGCGCUCUGAGCUGUCUCGGGAGCUGGAGGAGCUCAGCGAGCGGCUGGAGGAGGCCGGAGGUGCCACCUCGGCGCAGCUGGAGCUCAACAAGAAGCGGGAGGCCGAGUUCCAGAAGCUGCGGCGGGACCUGGAGGAGGCCACGCUGCAGCACGAGGCCACGGCGGCCGCGCUGAGGAAGAAGCACGCCGACAGCGUGGCCGAGCUGGGGGAGCAGCUGGACAACCUGCAGCGCGUCAAGCAGAAGCUGGAGAAGGAGAAGAGCGAGCUCAAGCUGGAGCUGGACGACCUCAGCGCCAACGUGGAGCAGCUGAUCAAGGCCAAGAACCCCGAGGCAGCUCCACCUGACCUGCCCCCGCCCUCGGUGCCACCUUCCCCUCCGGCCCAGGCCAAGAACGCGCUGGCCCACGCGCUGCAGUCGGCCCGGCACGACGGGGACCUGCUGCGGGAGCAGUACGAGGAGGAGACCGAGGCCAAGGCCGAGCUCCAGCGCCUGCUCUCCAAGGCCAACUCCGAGGUGGCCCAGUGGAGGACCAAGUACGAGACGGACGCCAUCCAGCGCACCGAGGAGCUGGAGGAGGCCAAGAAGAAGCUGGCCCAGCGGCUGCAGGAGGCCGAGGAGGCCGUGGAGGCCGUGAACGCCAAGUGCUCCUCGCUGGAGAAGACCAAGCACCGGCUGCAGAACGAGAUCGAGGACCUGAUGGCCGACGUGGAGCGCUCGAACGCGGCCGCCGCCGCCCUGGACAAGAAGCAGAGGAACUUCGACAAGGUGUUGUCCGAGUGGAAGCAGAAGUUCGAGGAGUCGCAGACGGAGCUGGAGGCGUCGCAGAAGGAGGCCCGGGCCCUCAGCACCGACCUCUUCAAGCUGAGGAACGUCUACGAGGAGUCUCUCGAGCACCUGGAGACCCUCAAGAGGGAGAACAAGAACCUCCAGGAGGAGAUCUCAGACCUCACGGAGCAGCUCGGCGCCGGCCACAAGUCCAUCCACGAGCUGGAGAAGGUCCGGAAGCAGCUGGACGCCGAGAAGCUGGAGCUCCAGGCCGCCCUGGAGGAGGCCGAGGCCUCCCUGGAGCACGAGGAGGGGAAGAUCCUGCGGGCGCAGCUGGAGUUCAACCAGGUGAAGGCGGAGUACGAGCGCAAGCUGGGGGAGAAGGAGGAGGAGAUGGAGCAGGUGAAGCGCAACCACCUGCGGGUGGUGGAGUCGCUGCAGACCUCGCUGGACGCCGAGACCCGGAGCCGCAACGAGGCCCUGAGGCUGAAGAAGAAGAUGGAGGGAGACCUGAACGAGAUGGAGAUCCAGCUCAGCCACGCCAACCGCGGCGCCAACGAGGCCCAGAAGCAAGUCAAGGCUCUGCAGGGCUACCUGAAGGACACGCAGCUGCAGCUGGACGAGGCAGGGAGGGCCGGGGAGGAGCUGAAGGAGAACGUGGCCAUGGUGGAGCGCAGGAACGCGCUGCUGCAGUCGGAGCUGGAGGAGCUGCGGGCGCUGGUGGAGCAGACCGAGAGGGCGCGCAAAUUGGCCGAGCAGGAGCUGAUCGAGGCCAGCGAGAGGGUCCAGCUCCUCCACUCACAGAACACGAGCCUCAUCAACCAGAAGAAGAAGAUGGAGGGUGACAUCUCGCAGCUGCAGGCGGAGGUGGAGGAGGCCGUGCAGGAGUGCCGGAACGCCGAGGACAAGGCCAAGAAGGCCAUCACCGACGCGGCCAUGAUGGCCGAGGAGCUGAAGAAGGAGCAGGACACGAGCGCCCACCUGGAGAGGAUGAAGAAGAACAUGGAGCAGACCAUCAAGGACCUGCAGCUGCGCCUGGACGAGGCCGAGCAGCUGGCCCUGAAGGGCGGCAAGAAGCAGCUGCAGAAGCUGGAGCUGCGGGUCAGGGAGCUGGAGAACGAGCUGGAGAGCGAGCAGAAGAGGAACGCCGAGAGCGUCAAGGGGCUGCGCAAGUCCGAGAGGAGGGUCAAGGAGCUCAGCUACCAGACUGAGGAGGAUUGG
Empidonax traillii (willow flycatcher) is the source of this 4502-nucleotide messenger RNA. RefSeq names its product myosin-6. Gene Ontology annotation, cellular component: myosin complex. NCBI's taxonomy places the organism in Eukaryota, Metazoa, Chordata, Aves, Passeriformes, Tyrannidae. Gene Ontology annotation, molecular function: protein binding; ATP binding; cytoskeletal motor activity. The annotation marks the transcript as partial. The transcript is spliced from 26 exons. The record is from RefSeq and is a predicted model, not a curated record.